AUGAGGACAUCACACUCAUCAGUAUUGCUGGAGGAGUCGAGACCAGAAAGGGAACCUUCUGACAGUGCAAGUGCAUCAACUGCAACUACUUCUUCAGGUGCAAUUAUAUCAACUCUAACUGCUUCUUCAGCUGCCACAACGUCUGCCCCCAUUCCUACAUCCCAGCCUGGAUCCCACCCUCCUGCAUCUACAACCCACAGCUCAAUCAAGCAAUUCCUGCAGAAGUCUCUAACUCCAGCAAGACAGAAUGCAAUUGACGAGGAGCUUGCCAAGAUGGAGGCACGUGAUUUCCAGCCCUUUUCAAUUGUAGAGGAUGUCGGAUUUAGGAGUUACAGCCAUGCCCUCAAUCCCAUGUAUGUCGUCCCCAGCCGAAAAACCCUGUCCCAAAAAAUAAUCCCAGGCCUAUAUGAGGCAGCAAGGGCAUCUUUGCAAGAAAGGGUGAAGAGAGCCUCAGCUGUAUGCUUGACCACUGACUGCUGGACAUCCCGCGCCACCACAUCUUUUAUGUCUGUCACCUGCCACUUCAUUGAAAACUACAGUAUGGUGUCAUCUCUGCUAGACUGCUUUGAGUUUAGUGACAGACACACCUCUGAAAACUUGGCUGAAGAGCUCCUCCGAGUUGCAAGAGAGUGGGGGGUGGAACACAAAGUGGUAUGCUGCGUCACAGACAAUGCAGCCAACAUUACGAGAGCCAUCCAGCUGUUGAAAGGGACACACCAUCCAUGCCUAGCACACACCAUUAAUCUAUUUGUAAGAAAUGCUCUGAGGGCUAUGAAGCCCACUGUGGACAAAGUGAAGGCAAUAGUGGAAUUUUUCCACCGAAGCACAGCAGCCACCCAAAAGCUUAAAUCCACCCAGCGACAGAUGUCUAUGGUAGAGCUUAAGCUCAAACAGGAGUGUGUCACCCGCUGGAAUUCUACAUUCCAUAUGAUCCAGCGAAUGCUCAAAUCAAAGGAUGCGGUUAUCGCAACAUUGUCAGUCAUCAAUGCACCUGUGGUUUCCUCUCAGCCAAGAGGAGUGGGAGGCUCUGCAAGAGGCCUGCAGUGUCCUGGAGCCCUUCGACCAGGUCACAGUGGAGAUCAGCGCAGAGAGGAGCUUCCUUUUGAGAUGUACAAGUCUACUAAGGGCAAGCGGCUUAUUGUCAGGUAUGUUACCGCCUCCAGAAUGCUGAUACUGUGUAGGGGUCUUCAGAGAGUGACAGUAGAGCAUCAGAGCAGAGUAACCACAGAGAGCGUGAAGGAGUUGGUGAAUUCUCUCUGUUCUAGCAUGGACAAAAAAUUCCACCGGAUGGAGUACAACACAAUUCUGUCCGAAACCACCAUCCUUGACCCCCGUUUCAAAAAGGUGGCCUUUAAUGACAAACAAGCAGUCGACGAAGCUCUCCAAAGAAUAACUACAGCAGCAUUAAGGUAUGGGCAGUCAUCUCACCUGCAAGGGGGUCAUGGAGGAGAGGAGGCAGCAGCAGCACGUGAGCUGGAGGAGCCUCAAGCAUCGGCUGUUUGGAGGUUUUUUGAGGAGCGGGCAAGCAGAGACACUGCAACCAGGAAUCCUACAGCUGAUGCUAUUCUGGAGGUGAGGUCCUACCUUGAGGAGCCUCUUUUCCAGCGCAGUGCUGACCCACUGAGCUGGUGGGAGACAAGGACACUGAUCUAUCCACAUCUCUCUCAUGUGAUGGAACGUAGACUGUGCAUAGUGGCAACAUCCGUCCCCUCAGAGAGGAUCUUCUCUAAAACUGGACAGAUCAUAACUGAGAGAAGGAACAGGAUCAGCCCCGCCAAGCUUAGACACCUGGUGUUUCUCAAUGCCAAUCUGUAA
Pygocentrus nattereri (red-bellied piranha) is the source of this 1815-nucleotide messenger RNA. Its product is annotated as E3 SUMO-protein ligase ZBED1-like. The transcript has 3 exons. Gene Ontology annotation, molecular function: protein dimerization activity. The coding region runs from base 1 to 1815 and encodes 604 amino acids. The record is from RefSeq and is a predicted model, not a curated record. Lineage: Eukaryota; Metazoa; Chordata; Actinopteri; Characiformes; Serrasalmidae.